Molecule: messenger RNA, 477 nt
Organism: Miscanthus lutarioriparius
Lineage: Eukaryota; Viridiplantae; Streptophyta; Magnoliopsida; Poales; Poaceae
Source: the annotation of a GenBank genome assembly
AUGUCGCUGAUCCGCCGCAGCAACGUGUUCGAUCCCUUCUCCCUCGACUUCUGGGACCCCUUUGAGGGCUUCCCCUUCGGCUCCGGCAGCAGCAGCAGUCUCUUCCCCUCGUUCCCGCGCACCAGCUCGGAGACCGCGGCCUUCGCUGGCGCGCGGAUCGACUGGAAGGAGACCCCAGAGGCUCACGUGUUCAAGGCGGACGUCCCGGGGCUGAAGAAGGAGGAGAUCAAGGUGGAGGUCGAGGACGGCAACAUCCUUCAGAUCAGCGGCGAGCGCAACAAGGAGCAGGAGGAGAAGACGGACACCUGGCACCGCGUGGAGCGGAGCAGCGGCAGGUUCCUGCGCAGGUUCCGACUGCCCGAGAACGCCAAGACGGAGCAGAUCAGGGCCGCCAUGGAGAACGGCGUGCUUACAGUCACUGUGCCCAAGGAGGACGUCAAGAAGCCUGAGGUGAAGUCCAUCCAGAUCUCCGGCUAG